AUGUCGUUUUUCACCAACCUGGCUUCCAUGGUAACUGAUUUGUUCCACGGUGAUGAUGAUGAAGACAAGCGUGAAGAAGAAUACAUGAAAGAAUAUCAUCGUUAUGAUUCUUUUGCUCCCGUUCGACACGGGGCUCGCGUGAAAACGUACGUCGACGGUCAAGAUUAUUGCUGGGCUGUGUCUGAAGCCAUCGAACACGCAAAGGAGUCGAUUUUCAUUGAGGAUUGGUGGUUGUACCUUCGAAGACCGCCUGUCAAGUAUCCUGAGUAUCGUCUUGAUGCUCUUUUGAAGAGAAAAGCAGAACAGGGCGAAGUGGAAUUGGCACUGACACUUGACAGUGAGCAUACGAAGAAAACACUGCAAGCCUUGCAUGAAAAUAUUGUCGUGCUUCGUCAUCCUGAUCACGCUAUUGGUGGUACCUUUUUCUGGUCUCAUCACGAAAAGUUUGUUGUGGUGGAUAACCGCAUCGCCUUCUUGGGCGGUAUCGAUUUGUGUUUCGGACGCUGGGAUACGCAUGCUCAUCGACUGGCUGAUUUCCACUAUGCAGAACCUGGCUUGGAAAUUUUCCCUGUGAAAAAUUGGGAUAUGCGUUUGAUUGAUAAAACCGUCGUUCCGAGAAUGCCAUGGCACGACAUGUCAUUGUGUAUCCUUGGUGGACCUGUAUUGGAUGUCGCUCAUCAUUUCUGCGAACGGUGGAAUUUCAUCAAACACGAGAAAGCCAUGGAUCACGAUAACGUGCCGUUCUUGCAACCCCCUCUUGGUGGUUUCGCUGGUCAUCAGCGUUUCGUCAUUCCUAAUGAAGAUCCAGAGAACCACCGUCAUCAACGUCGUCGCUUCCAACAUGGAACUCGCGGUGUCACCGGUACGUGCCGCGCUCAAGUCCUUCGUAGCAGCGGCGAGUGGAGCUUGGAUAUCCCUACAGAGCAUUCUAUUCAGAACGCCUACCUUGCUGCGAUCUAUGGUGCUGAGCACUAUGUUUACAUUGAAAAUCAAUUCUUCAUUACUUCGACCGAAAAGGACGAUGAUUAUAUUUUGAAGAAUUUGAUUGGUCAAGCGAUUGUCAACCGUAUUAUUCGUGCGCACGAAGAACGGUCCAAGUUUAAGGUCUUUGUCGUCAUGCCAUUGAUGCCUGCCUUCCCAGCUGAUCUCAGUACCAAGGAAGCAGCCACAGCUAGAUUGGUGAUGCAUUAUCAAUAUGUGUCGAUCUCCCGUGGUGGCAAGAGUAUUAUUGAUAAGCUUCAACAGGCGAAUAUUGAUCCCAACGAAUACAUCCGCUUCUACAGUUUGAGAAGCUACGAUCGCAUCAACCGCAACAGAAUGGAAGAGAUGUUGGCUUCUCAAGCCGGUUACAGCAGCGAGGAUCAACAGUUGAAUGAAGCUGGUCAAAGAGAUGAGGAACAACGAGCUCAAUUUAUUCGUCAUGCUGGCGAUCCCGAUUUUGUUCGAGGCACAAAGGGCGAGAGCCGCGUCGACGACGAAGUGGAAUAUGCUCGUGUGGCUGGAAGAGAAGAAGCAGAAAGAAUGCAAGAGGAGUACCGUCGCCGCGCCGAAGAGUACGAUGGAGAACCUGGUAUCGCUUCCGACUCGAUCGCUCAUAAUGCCAUGAAGGGUGGUGAUCUUCAAUCAGAACCCUGGGUGGAUGAUACAGCCACCAGUCAACCCCGAGAUGAAGCAGCCGAAAAGGACGAAGCCCGUGAUUAUGUCAGCGAAGAACUCUACAUCCAUGCCAAACUUUUGAUUGCUGAUGAUCGUGUGGUGAUUAUGGGUUCCGCCAAUUUGAAUGAUCGCUCGCAGUGUGGUGACCGCGAUUCCGAGAUUGCAUUAUUAGUGGAAGAUCAGGACAUGAUCCCCUCCCGCAUGAAUGGACGUUAUUAUGAAGCUAGCCGAUUUGCUGCCACUUUGCGUCGCAAAUUGUGGAAAGAACAUCUUGGAUUGAUCCCUGAUCGUCCCACGGAUGAAGUGAACGCGGAUAUGUUGCCUUUGCCUAUUCCUCCCGUGGAUACCACAGAUUCUGAGGAGGAUGCCAUCGUUAUGGAUCCCUUGGGUGAGGAGACUUUGGAGUUAUGGAAUGAUACCGCCAAAGUAAACACGGUUGCUUUCCGCGAAGUCUUCCAUUGUGUUCCCGACGAUAAUGAAUACAAGGCCUUCUAUCCCGAUCCCAGCCAGAUCGAUAUCGGCCACGUAUGGGAUCCUGAAAUGUCCGUUGAGACUAUCCGUGGUCAUCUGAGUGAAAUUCGCGGUCAUUUGGUAGAGUUCCCUCUUCAUUUCUUGGAGAACAUUGAUUUGCAAGGCGAAUCUAUUCCCUUCAUUAGCGAUGUUGUGCAGGAACUGUAUACCUAA
Messenger RNA from Radiomyces spectabilis, 2340 nucleotides. RefSeq lists its product as uncharacterized. Gene Ontology annotation, molecular function: D-type glycerophospholipase activity. The transcript is spliced from 14 exons. The record is from RefSeq and is a predicted model, not a curated record. Lineage: Eukaryota; Fungi; Mucoromycota; Mucoromycetes; Mucorales; Radiomycetaceae. Gene Ontology annotation, biological process: intracellular signal transduction; phosphatidic acid biosynthetic process; cell motility. The coding region runs from base 1 to 2340 and encodes 779 amino acids.